This is a messenger RNA of Polypterus senegalus (gray bichir), 3715 nucleotides long. RefSeq names its product low density lipoprotein receptor-related protein 10 (gene lrp10). The coding region runs from base 804 to 3281 and encodes 825 amino acids. NCBI's taxonomy places the organism in Eukaryota, Metazoa, Chordata, Cladistia, Polypteriformes, Polypteridae. Gene Ontology annotation, molecular function: protein binding. Gene Ontology annotation, cellular component: plasma membrane. The transcript has 9 exons. The record is from RefSeq and is a predicted model, not a curated record.
AGGACAGUUUAUACGUCGUUUUAUUUUUGUUUUCUUUAACAACCCUUAUUCUAUGAAUGUUGGGUUACUUUGCGAUUCCAAAUUGUGGCGUGUGUCAUCCAGCCCUGCGUUUUCUAAACGGUGCCCAGGGCUGCCGAGAUGGGUCUGAUCCCCGCCACACGAUUCUGGAUUAAGUGGAUUUAACAACGUCACAUCGUAACUUGCUCAGCGGCUGGCGGUCCCACACUAGGCCCGCCGAGCCUCGUCGCUUCCUCCUUCCGUGCAGAUGUCGUCCCACCCGUCAUCUGGGAGGGGAGACGAAGUUACGUCGCCACUGCCAGCCUGAGGCGUCACUUCAAGGAAGAAACAAACAACCAUCUCCCAAUGCGGAAAUAUCGCUGGAGUGGAGCUUGCCAGUCGAGGACCGGCCUACUCCGUAUUGUGUUUGUUUUGUUUUUUUAAACUAAUGUGUCCUGAAUAAAACAAUCUGAGACGCCGCAGCAGCGAUCGGACAGCCUACGUGACCUGACAGGACGGCGGAGUGACCCGAGAGUUCCUGGAUGAGCAGUGUGGGUGUCACUGGCCCCGGUACGCCGCCUUUUUGUCGUCUGCGAACCCCACGAAGAAUGUUUCAGACAGGCAGACAGUUUGGGGAAAGCGUGUGAGACGCGCGCCACCGAUGUCACGGCUUGCAGGAGGCGCGUGAACUGCGGACAGGAAGAACAACAGGUUGGCAGACGCGUCCCGACAUGUCGCUCGGAAAGUGAGCGGCUGCUGAAGUCGGCGCCUCAAGUUCCCUGGGGAGUGUGAACACGGCCGGGGCCAUGGCGUCCGGAGCCCCAUCGUUCGCCGUCGUCAUGUUUUUCACGUUUUUGUCGCAGCCACAAGUGCACAGUUUUAUGACUACCAAGCUGACACAUGAAUUUGGUCCAUGUUGGGGAAUUCCUAAGGUUCUAACUUCUCGUCAAGGAGAAAUAAAGUUCUCCUUCUUCACAAAAUGGUAUUCACAUGAACAGAAUUGCACUUGGCUGAUUGAAGCUCCUGUGGGACAAAUAGUUACUGUCAGUUUUUCAAGCUUCAAUGUAUCCUGUUCUUUGGAAUGGCUAUCUGUGGAAACCCCACUGUUAAAGCCUAUCACUCUUUGUGGCUCUGUAUUGCCAGAACCUCUUGAGCUCCUUGGAGGAAAUGUUUCUAUAACCUACCACUCGAGACUACUGCAUGGUUCUGGAUUUCGUUUGACAUACAUUAAAGGUUAUCUGGACUCAGAAAAGUGCAUGCAGGAUGAAUUUCUUUGUGCAAAUCGGAAAUGUGUGCCAAAUGCUUGGCAUUGCAACCAACAAGAUGAAUGUAAAGACAAUUCUGAUGAAUCUGACUGUCCUCUGUCUUACAGCCCUCCAACUAGUCCCUUCUUACAAAGAAAGACUUGUCCCAUCUCAACCAUUCCCUGUGACAAAUACACAAAACUAGAGCAGCCCCAUUGCAUAUUUGUCAGUCAGAUAUGUGAUGGAUUCGCUGACUGUCCAGGAAACACUGAUGAAAAUAACUGUCCCCCAGUUCAAGAGGGCCCCUGUGGAGGGAGGCUGACAAAAUUUUAUGGAGUCUUUUCGUCACCACGUUUUGCUAUUCCUGCAAACUAUCAUCAAAAUAGGGCCCAGGAGUGCAUAUGGGAGAUUGAUCCAGGGGAUACAAGAAAGUUGAUUCUUAAUCUGGUUUCUGUUGAUCUUGAAGCCAGCGACAGCAUUGAAGUUUAUGACAUGGGAGACUUGAAGGAAGAUCAUCUACUUCGCAUGAUAAAUGAUUUAAGCAACAACAAACGAGUGACAGUCGAGUCCACUUCUGGCCAUAUGUCAGUGGUCUAUCGUUCUGAAGCUGGCAGUUCUACUCGUGGAUUUAAUGCAACUUAUCAAGUGUCAGGCUAUUGCUUGCCAUGGCAAUUGCCUUGUGGAGGUGGUAGCCUGGAUUGCUAUUCACACCAGGAACGCUGUGAUGGCAUCUGGAACUGUGUGGAGACAGGCAAAGAUGAAGAGGGCUGUGGAAACUGUGGUCCUGGCAUGUUUCCUUGUGGGGGUAUUCGACAGAGUCACCCAGGAGGUGUGACAGGAACCUGCUUCUCAGCAGCUGAGCGCUGCAACUCUCAGUCCUACUGUACUGAUGGCACAGAUGAGAGAAAUUGCCACAGUUGUCAGCCGGGCACAUUUCACUGUGAUGCAGAAAGGUGUGUUUUUGAGACUUGGCGUUGUGAUGGUCAACCAGACUGUAAGGAUGGCACUGAUGAGAUGAAUUGUUCAUUUACUGUGCCACGGAAGGUCAUCACAGCAGCGACAGUGGGCAGUCUCAUUUGUGGUCUUUUACUUGUCAUUGCCAUGGGCUGUACGUGUAAGCUGUACUCCCUACGUGCCCGCGAAUACAGUUUUUUUGCCCCUAUUUCUGCACGAGAGGCUGAAUUUAUUCAGCAGCAAGCCCCACCAUCUUAUGGGCAGUUGAUUGCCCAGGGCCUUAUUCCUCCAGUUGAUGACUUUCCCACAGAGAACCCCAAUGAUACCUCAGUUUUAGGGAACAUUAGAGGAAUUAUUCAACUCUUGAGACAGGAACGCCCCCAUAAUCGCAGAAGACGACGCAACCGGUAUGUGAGACGAGCUAUCAGAAGACUGAGGAGAUGGGGUUUGCUGCCAAGAGCUACAUCAGCUUCCUCUUCCGGACGAAACGGUGCUGCACCUCAGGUGGCUACCGUAUCUUCAGCUCCGGCUUCUUCAAACACAGGUGGAACUGAACUAGCAAGUGGAGGCGAUGCUCAUCUACUGGUGGAGGGUGGAGCUACAGGGGUGAGCAAUCUUCCCCCAGCAGAUGAUGAUGAUGAUAAUCAGUCUGAAGAUAAUGCUCCUCCUUUGCCUCAAAAAAUGAAUUUUAAUUUUGAACCUCGCUGGCAGCCACAGUCCGCAGCCCAAAGAGAUACUGUGCCACAGGCAGAUGGCCCAAGUACAGCCUCAUACACUGCUAAUAGUGAAUCACCAGCUGCAGCUCAAGCUCCCUUGUUAACACUUGAUGACAUUCCUGUGAACAGAAGCACCUCUUUGUUGUCGUCUGUGUUUUCUGCACUUAGAGGUCGCUUGUCAUACUUUGGCAGGCUACUCCCUCAAUCUGCAAGCUCUGAAACACAGUUUCCAGUUCAUGCUCAUGCAGUUGAUAAUGACGAUGAUGUUCUGCUGUUGCCCCUGACUGACAGUCCUAAUCUGUCUCAGGCCCGCUUAACAACAUUUGGCCUGUUGAAUGAUGAUGAUGAUGAUGAUGAAAUCCUCCCCUAAAGUUUACUCAGUCAAUCUUGCCCUAGUGCCUUAUUGUCAUAGCUGACAUUCACAGCACUAAGAAUGGCAUUAGACAUAAAAAAUGCAUAUCUAGACAGGGCAUCAUAGAUUACUUUGACUCUCAGGUUUAUGUUCACCAGACAUAUUGAAUUCAAACUACUUUGAUUCAUUGUUCAUCCCAAACUCUUACCUGCUAGUUCAGUUGGGAAGGUUAAAUUGGUUUAGUAUGAGUGAAUGUGGGUGUGUGCAUUAGCAUGCCCCAUGAUGAACUGGUAUCUGUUUAGGUGUUGGUUCCUAAAAAAAAAUAGUGGCCCUAAAAAUAACAAAGAAAGAGGAAGGAUGGAUGAAAAAAUAAUUAAACAUAGUCUUGGGGUACAUUCUUAUUGCGCGUAAAAGUGAAAAUCAUGUUUUAUUACUAAAGCCAGGUGUUUGUA